Messenger RNA from Aspergillus niger, 1701 nucleotides. RefSeq lists its product as uncharacterized. The transcript has 4 exons. The record is from RefSeq and is a predicted model, not a curated record. Gene Ontology annotation, cellular component: endoplasmic reticulum. Gene Ontology annotation, molecular function: dolichyl pyrophosphate Glc2Man9GlcNAc2 alpha-1,2-glucosyltransferase activity. Lineage: Eukaryota; Fungi; Ascomycota; Eurotiomycetes; Eurotiales; Aspergillaceae. Gene Ontology annotation, biological process: dolichol-linked oligosaccharide biosynthetic process; protein N-linked glycosylation. Bases 1 to 1701 code for a protein of 566 amino acids.
AUGAAUGCGCAACCCAAGUCGGGCGUGGCAUUGGCCGCCCGCUACACCAUACCUUUUGUUCUGCUGUUGAUCCCCUUUUGGAUGACGAGGAUCAAUGCCGUCGUUCCCGAACCGUAUCUGGAUGAGGCCUUCCAUGUCCCCCAGGCUCAGGCCUACUGGGCUCAUAAGUGGACGCAUUGGGAUCCCAAGAUCACCACUCCCCCGGGACUUUAUCUUUGGUCCUAUGUGCUGUGCGCGAUCGCGCUCUUCCUGCGCGGUUCCCCAACGCAGCUUACACCGGAAGCUUUGCGUGCGACCAACGUGGCAGCCACCGCCGUGGCUCUGCCGUUGCGAUUGCAGACGUUGUUGGAUCGGCUGCGCAAGGUACGCAACACGCGUCCCUCUGGAGCAUGGCUAAGCCAUACCGUUCUGAACAUCUGCCUGUUCCCACCGCUGUUCUUCUUCUCCGGCCUAUACUAUACCGAUAUUCUUGCGCUGCUGGUGGUCAUUGAGGCGUACAACUGGGACCUGAAACGCUCGUCGCAGGGUGGCUUUGCCCCGCUUCAGACUUUGGUGUUUGUCGUGCUGGGGCUGGUGGCGCUGGUCUUCAGACAGACGAACAUCUUCUGGGUGGCGAUCUUCCUGGGUGGGCUGCAGGUCGUGCGGCGGUUGCGGUUGUCUUCUAAGAGAUGCGAGGCGUCGGGAUUCGCGGAUAUUGCUCAGGCAGGGUGGAAGAACGAGCUGUAUGAUCCGUUUGUGUCGGAAGCUUCAAUUGGAGACUACUUCAAAGCGUCUGUUUCGCUGGUGGUUGUUGCCGUGAACAACCUCGGCACGGUGAUUAGCUCUGCUCUUCCGUACUUGCUUAUACUUGCUGGGUUUGGAGGGUUCGUGCUGUGGAAUGAUGGGGUCGUUCUUGGACACAAGGAGUACCAUACUGCUGGGCUGCAUCUGCCCCAGAUGCUCUACAUCUGGCCCUACUUCGUCUUCUUCUCAUGGCCUCUCCUCCUGUCGCCGGUCGCCAACCUGGUUCUUCCGAAGUCGCUUCUGCCCAAGUUUAUCGACUUUGGCUUCCCGAAGAAGCAAAAGGGCCUUCCUAAGCUGUUGACGGCUCUUGUUGUUAUUCCCAUCAUGCUGGCUGUGGUCCACUUCAACACCAUCGUCCAUCCCUUUACCCUGGCCGACAACCGUCACUAUGUCUUUUACGUCUUCCGCAUCCUUCUGCGCAUUCACCCGGCUAUCAAGUAUGCUGCUGUCGCAGUGUACUUCCUCUGCGCGUGGAUGGUCAUUUCCGCCUUUGGAUUCUCAACGACUACCACGCCUCCCCAGUUGAUGCGUGUCCCGCAGACAGCAGCCCCUCAGCCUGAGCCAGUGCCGCAGAAAGAACCCAGCCAGAAGAAGGCCGAGCGUCGAAAGGCAGCUAAGAAACCCGCACAGCCGCCCAAGCCGGAGCCGAUCUCUUUUGAGGCGUACGCCAGGAUCCAGGAGCACAUUGCGCACCGGCAGAAGCAGCACCAGGGCGCGCCGCAGCCGACGCCCCUCGUGCACCGUCAGCGGGCGCGCGAUGCGACUGAGGAGCUCAACGCGAAGGUUGCCACGAACAUGGCGCUGUUCCUGGAGACGUAUUGGUUCUUGGUGAUCAAUGCGGUGACGGGAUACAUCUUCCUGUACUGCGGGUUCGAAUGGCCCCAGGAACCGGGGAAGAUUCAGCGCUUCAUGUGGUAG